AUGUGGAAGAAUUCCGGUCGAACAAAUGCUGAAAUUCUUCUCAAUUUACUCCGCGUAUUCAUCGGCGCCGUGGGAGGAUUUUGUCCGGAUGCCGUCGCAACCGUGUCCGAGUGGCGCCCAUUUUCUAGCAACAGUCAGGGCGAAGAAGAUCUCCAGAUCAACCCCCAAGCGGAGCUGUGUUACUACCACUUGAUUGCUAGCAAUAGAUUUCUCCUCCUGGAUUGCAUCAGAAUGACUGUCAGCAUUGAAGGCCCGCAUUCGCGCCACGAGAUUCAGAAGUCCGUGGAUGAAUACAUAGAUAGUCUCAAAGGCCGUUUAUAUCAGUUGAACAAGAGCAUCCAUGAAAACCCAGAACUUGCAUACAAGGAAUACCAUGCGCACGACGCCAUAUGCAGCUUUCUGGAAGAGCUGGGGUUCAAGCCUACACGUCACGCAUACGGGUUAGAAACCGCCUUUGAAGUCAUAAGCGGUUCGGACGAGGGAAGAUGUGUCAAUUUCAAUGCUGAAUAUGAUGCACUCCCGGGAAUCGGGCAUGCUUGUGGGCAUAAUCUAAUUGCGACUGCGAGUGUGACCGGAUUUAUCGCCCUUGCACAUGCGAUCAGCAAAUUUGGAAUUAGGGGAAAAGCGCAGCUGCUCGGGACCCCUGCUGAAGAGGAUGGAGGCGGGAAGAUCGACCUGCUUAACGCUGGAGCGUACAAGCAGGCUGACGUUUCCUUGAUGCUAGCAACAAUCAGCCAUCCUAUGUCAGACGCCCGCUUCCGCGAACACGGCGUCAUAGGAUCUUCUGGGUCAAGUUCUAUCGCCUGCUAUGAUAUUGUCUGCACUUAUGAAGGGGUUAGCGCCCACUCUGCCGCCAAUCCACAUGAGGGUAUCAACGCCCUAGACGCCGUGGUGUCGGCAUAUAACAACAUUUCCAUGCUCCGCCAACAGAUAAGACCGGACGAGCGGAUACACGGGACCAUAUUGCAAGCACCUAAGAUCACGAAUGCCAUCCCAGAACACACGGCCACAAAAUAUUCAGUUCGGAGUCCCACAAUCAAGGGCGUGCAAGAACUUGGAAAGCGAGUAUGCAAGUGCAUGGAAGCCGGUGCUCUCGCCACGGGGUGCAAGCUCAAGAUCGAAGAGAGUCCAAUUUACGCUGACCUUCGACUCAACCAGCCUCUCUGCGACGCGUUUCAGGCGCACAUGGGAGACCAGGGAGAGAAGAUCUUCUCCGGGGAGAGCGAUGGUCUGAGCGGCUCCACGGACCAAGGCAACGUUACCUAUGCUAUUCCAGGCCUGCAUGCCCUCAUCGGAAUACCAGUCACAGACGACGCGAAUAACCACACUCAUGGAUUCGCUGCUGCAGCGGGGACAGAGGUUGCACAUGAAAGGACUUUGAAGGGCGGCAAGGCGAUGGCCAUGACGGGAUUGGAUAUUUUGACGAAUGAUGACUUUUAUGCUCGGGUGAUCGAGGACUUUGAGAAAGAUAAGAAGCGUAGAUGA
Molecule: messenger RNA, 1485 nt
Organism: Coccidioides posadasii C735 delta SOWgp
Lineage: Eukaryota; Fungi; Ascomycota; Eurotiomycetes; Onygenales; Onygenaceae
Source: RefSeq, a predicted model, not a curated record